Molecule: messenger RNA, 2779 nt
Organism: Westerdykella ornata
Lineage: Eukaryota; Fungi; Ascomycota; Dothideomycetes; Pleosporales; Sporormiaceae
Exons: 6
Coding region: 318-2456 (712 amino acids)
Biological process (GO): regulation of DNA-templated transcription; DNA-templated transcription
Cellular component (GO): nucleus
Molecular function (GO): transcription cis-regulatory region binding; DNA-binding transcription factor activity, RNA polymerase II-specific; zinc ion binding
Source: RefSeq, a predicted model, not a curated record
CUGUCACCCAAACAUCAUUCACUGUCUUCGCUUUAUCAAUUCAAAAGAUGAAGAAUAAUAAUGCUUCACUUCAAUCGUCUUCCCUUCCCCUUCGUUUCUCCCAUCACAGCUGCCGGGCAGACUUGACCUGUCGGUGGUUUCUCGGCCCUUCCAUUGAAUUAGACUUUAGCAUAGCGGAUGACGACGUCAACCGCCUUUAACGUCGGGGCGUCCCCCAACGAGCUGGAGCGACCUUCUUUUGCCUACCUUCGGCGACCAGUUUGCGAGUUAUGUACAGCCUUCCUAUGUGCGCCAGGAGAUCCGAGAUUUGAGUGGCCAUGACUACCCCAAGACGAAAAGCCUGUGUUGAGUGCAGGCAGCAGAAAAUCAAAUGCGAUGUCGAACAGCACCGGGUGCCUCAUGACCCAUGUAGCCGGUGCAAGAAGAUGAACAUCGACUGUCGCAUUCUGCCCACUUCGACGAGGAAUCUCAGGCAGACCAAGGCGGAGAUGCGGCGAGAGCUCGAACAGCUCAAAUGGGGUCUACGGCAAAGUCAAGAACUUGGCUCCAUGCAACCCACGACGCCGACGUCUGCCAUGGCGGCUAUGCAUCCUGCUGUCGACAGCCACCAAGUCAGUCCAGUCAUGGAACCCGGCUCCACCGCCUUCUCCACGGCCUCAGCAAGGCCCGCCUCCAUGUCCAUGUCACCCAACUUCCCAGGCCCCACGUCACGGCCUGGCACGAGCGGUGGGCCGCCCUCCGCACUCGGUACCCAUCCUCGCAUUCUGGAAGACUACGUCGUGGACGCCAAGAAGAUUGACGACACCUUCACCAUGUUUUUCCAACAGUAUCAUCACUACUUUCCCGUUCUGGACAACACCCUUUCACCCAAUGAUUAUUACGAAUUGUCCCCUUUCCUCUUCUGGAGUAUCGUCGUCACGGGCUCGAGGCGAUACGCUGAAGACCCCAUGAUCCUCGACAGGAUCAGCCAACUCAUCACUCCUCUAGCCUUCUCGUCCAUGGCACUCCGAUCCACCCCAAUUCCUGUCAUCGAAGGUCUCAUUAUCCUCUGCAUGUGGCCCUUGCCGACCAACUCGCUGUUCAAGGACGUUACCCACGUGCUUUGUGGAGCCGCGCUCCACCUGGCCACCCAGAUCGGGCUCCAUGUCUCGGGCGUAGGGCAGGACUUUGCUCGAACGCCGCUGAAGAAGAACCAGGAGCUGAAGAUUUUUCGUGCCGCCUUAUGGAUGCACUGCAUGAUCACCUACGUCAGAUCGUGUUGCGCCGAGGGCAUACCCCCUUUUGAGCUUGUCACUGCUCAACCGACGGAUGGUGACCAGCGAGAUCAAGAGGAACAGCUGAAACUUCUUCCGGAAGAUUUGAUAUUUUUGCAUAAGACGCACAUCACUCUGCUCCGUGCACUAACCGCGAUGGCGAGACUGAAUCUAAAGCACGCCAAAUCCGACGCCGCCAGUCUCCGUUCUCUGAUCAGCAUCUUUGACGGGCAGCUCUACAGUCUCGCUCCUUCAUCGCCCUCGGAUCUUUGCACGUUGGGGCUGGAUUGUGCGCGCAUUCACGUUCUAGCUUUUCACUUCUUCGCCAACCCUGCGACUCCCGAUGUAGAAGCCCUGGUCAGGCUUUAUGCCCUCUGCCUUGAACUCGCCCAAACCGUGACGGACCUCUCCCGGACCACGGAUCUAACUGCGACAUGCCCCUCCUUCUUCGACAGAACCAUCACCCUCACCGGCUUCAUCAUUCUCAAGCUCGUCCGUAGCCAACUUGCCCAUCAUCUUGACUUGCAAGCCGGCGAGCGAGCUUACUUCCAAUGCGUAAACUUCUGCAAAGCCAUGUCGCUGCAGCCCAACGACAUCAGCGUCCGUAUAUCCGCAAUCAUGACCAAUCUCUGGGGCAGUACGCGCAUCUUUCGCCGGCGCGAUGGCCGCAUAGAAUCGCUGGGUUUGCGACUACGCACCCGCCUCAGCAUGAGCGUCAGCUUCGAUAUGUUUUGGUACUGGCGUGGGGAAUUCGGCAACAUGCUGAAUCCCUACAGCGAUGAGGCGAGGGGUAGUAUCAGUGUUAGCGUUGGAGGCAUCGACGACAACAGCAGCAUUCCCUCUACGGGUGGCCCUCAGCCCGAAACACCGAAAUUCGAAAACCGCGAAGUAAACGUUCCUGCCGGAGCUGUCGCCCUCAAAGCGUCCCAGCCCUUCCAGCCCAACCUGGGAACGCCCAUGAGUGGAGUCAGCCUCGACACGUCACUGGAAGGCUACGAUUCUAGCAAUCCGCCCAUGUUGGACCAGUUUCUCGAUUACGACUGGGCCACCAACUUUGACUUUUCGAAUGACUGGACGAAUAAUCCUCAUGUGAAUCCUGGGCUUCGCCCGGGAGUGACCUCUGCCGCGAGUGCCGUUGGGCCGGUCCCGCAGGUUCAGCCUGAUGCGCCGCCGGUGGGGUAUACAGAAAUGGGCGUGAGCUAGGACCAGAACGAUACUGAGGUGCAUAGGCCUGUGGGUGAUGUUCUGUGUAGUGGGAGUAUCAUGGAAUUCGGCAUGGGAAAAUGGGAGCUGGGCUGGGUGGCAUUCUACCGGUAAGGGGUGUGCUUUUGGAGUUUGGGUGGGCUUUGUUUCUCUGUAUGCUACAUGCGGCCAGGAGUGGGGUGUGUCACUGUAGUCUAAGCAUGGUCCAAUGGGUCGGAGGUACUUUUGUGCUUCUUCUCACACGGAAGAAGACGAGGAUCAUGGAUGGGACGUGCAGCAUAAGUAAGGGAAAAGGGGAAAUUGUGUAUAUAUAAAAGAAAAAC